This is a messenger RNA of Pseudogymnoascus destructans, 1593 nucleotides long. RefSeq lists its product as uncharacterized. The record is from RefSeq and is a predicted model, not a curated record. NCBI's taxonomy places the organism in Eukaryota, Fungi, Ascomycota, Leotiomycetes, Thelebolales, Thelebolaceae. Bases 1 to 1593 code for a protein of 530 amino acids. The transcript has 5 exons.
AUGCCAGUCAAGCCUCCCUCUGUGCUCUUGUCCGAGUGUCUUCAGGACAGAAACUUAACUGUCAAGUCGUCUGAUCUACUGAGGGAUGUAGACUCUGGAGACGACAAGUCGUUCAAGACUUGGAUUAUGGAGACCGUAGAUUCCAAGACCAUGCUCACCAAAGAGGAGUUGAAAUUAUAUAACUCGCUUGAGGAAAUCGGCGAGGCCAGGUUACUUGAGUCCUCGAUGGAUUUGGGACACGUGCAAGCCUUUGAAGACCUUGAUAUACAAAAUGCGACAAGGCAACUCCAGAGUUCCACGGCUGCCAUCGAUAAGCAGAAUGAAAUUCUAAAAAUUCAGCAAGCUGCUGUGUCAACGCUGGCCGCGACAGAAUCACAGCAACGGCAGUGCAGGUCUAUAGCAAAUUCCGUGCAGCACAGGUUGUGGAAAGAGGCGCUAGACCAAGUCAAUGCCGAAGUUGAAGAAGCAGCCAGUGCGCUGUCAGAACAUGUCAGCAGCAAUAAGGCACAAUGUGCCGCGGCGGACGCAGCGUUAAUCCAGCAGUCAACUAACCUAUUACGAUCCGACGACAAAAUCAUUUCUAGCCUUCAGAAGCUAUCGAGGACAUUGCAGUAUGGGAUGUUGCCAGAAAACGAUACGUUCGAACAGAUACGGAAGCUUUGUACCAGUCUCAUAAAGUAUACAGUGGAGGGUGUCCGGCUACGCCUUGACCGGGCCUAUAUUGAGGCCUUGGGUGCGCAUCAAGUGGAGAAAAAGUACACUCCUCAAAACGAACGGGAGGUUAUGGAACUUCAAGCCGAGCUGGACUCCCUGUACUCCGAGAUUCUUCCCGUCGCGCAGAUGUCUGCAGAACAGCGAUACCUUGACUGUGCGGUUCGAGCUAUUGCCUCUCAAGACAAACAAGGACUUGAGAAGUCAAAAACGAUUAUAGAAUAUAUUUCCGAAUCCACCACCUUUCUCAUCGAUCGCGCUGAGGUCUUCAAGCGUCACGUGGAAGCUUACCAGAGUCACAUUGCAACAUUAAACGCUGUCGUGAAACUCCUCAGCUCAGAGAUAAAUUCCGUGAACGCCUCUCGGCCCAAAAAACCCGAACAGCCCCGAAGUUCGCUCCAGUCCAGAAACCACAAGCCUGCCCCACCCAGUCUAUCCCGAGCUGCUCACCGUCGCCGUUCAUCCGCCUCCUCAUUCGACGAAAGCGCCCCCCCAGACCAACAAAUCCUCCGAAUAAUGGGAAUCCCACCACUCGAGGAGUUGUGUCGCGACCGUGCCCCAGAGGCUGUCCUCCACGAAACCCUCAGCGACAAAAUCCAGAAGCUAAAGGCACAUGAACAGGGCUUGCAGGCGUCGGCUGAAUCCGCCAUUGGAGAUCACCUACAGGAUGCAUUUGCAACGCUGCAAUUGCUCAGCGAUACGAUACUAAGUGAGACCAAGUAUCAGGAAAUCCGGCUCCUCGAUGAGGAAGUCCAGGAAGCAAUAUCAGGGCUAGACCAGGAAUUGGCCGAUUUAUCAAGUCACCUGCAAACUCUCGAUUUUGAGAGGCUAAAGGAGCGUAAUUCUCAUAAGGAAGCCUUUAUCGAAAGAUGGGGCCAUUAG